AUGUAUCGAAAGUCCUUCAUCAGUCGAAUCCAUUUUCUUAAUAACUCUCUCUCUCUGUCUAUUUCUGCUCAACAUUUUUUUGGUUUUGACAUACGAUAUCAUAACCGACUUAGAGACAAGGACAGAACAACAUUCUCUCAUUCAAGCAAUCUAAACAAAUCAAUUAUGGGUAUUCUUACUGGUCGAAAUGAAGCUCUUAAAUUAUUAGCACUUUCUGAUCUAGCAUUUAUUGGUACUUUAACUGAUUAUGCUAAAGGUAUGUCAACAAGAUCAUCAACACCAACAACUCAUUAUACACUUGAAUUUGACAAAUAUGAACAAAUACGUGGUGCACCUAUCAAAAAUGAUGAGCCUCAUUUUCAUUAUAUGCAAAUAGGUAGUAGUGGUCAAAUAACUGAUCCUAAAACACAUAAAUUAAUCCCAGCACCCGAACCAAAACAUCUACAAGCUGGUCAAUUAUAUUUAGCAUUACUUAAUGAACCACAACAAAUUAAACAACUUGUUGAAAUUACAACAGAUGAUGUAAAUGUAUUACGACAAGCUGCAUUAGAAAAAUAA
This is a messenger RNA of Rotaria sordida, 558 nucleotides long. Lineage: Eukaryota; Metazoa; Rotifera; Eurotatoria; Philodinida; Philodinidae. The record is from the annotation of a GenBank genome assembly.